AUGGGUGCCGGCGUGAGGCUAGGCGGGUGGGAGGUCGACGGUCAUCAGUACGGCGUGGGCAACAGCGUGCACGGCAACGACUUCAAUGCCGUCGGCGAAGGGGCCCUCAAGGUGCUUGUGGGCGAGCAGGGCGACAUUUGCGGCAACACCUGCGAGGACGGGUCUUGCUCAUUGGUCGGCGAGGGCCUGUCGGGCAUCACGACCUCGUGGGACCAGGCAUGCGACGGAAUCGUCCCAACCACUACCAUUACCUCCUCCCCCCCCUCCUCCUCUAGCUUCAGCACUACAAUGACCAGCAGCAGUAGCAGUAGCAGCAGCAGCAGCGGCACCGGAGAUGGGUCCGCCUCGAACGAGAGUGAUGACGACGACGACGACGACGACGACGGUUCUGGCUUCGUCACACCGCUGUCCGAAGACGAUGAUGGCGGUGAGGAGGCACAGGACAGCGAUGACGACGACUUCCGUGUCUCCGCUGACGCGGAUUCCGACGACGACGACAACAACGAAAUACAUGAUGACAACGUCUACUACUACCCCUACAGCGAGGAAGAAGAGGAGCUCGACAGCGACGACGACGACGACGACGACGACGACGACGACGACGACUUCCGCGCUUCCUCCGACUCUGAAGAAUGUAGCAGCAGCCGGAGCAGGUCUCGCAGGGGGGAAGACGACGAUGAGGAAGCCGCCACCGCUACCACCGACGACGACGACGACUCUGACGACUAUGGCGACGACUACGGUGACCAAUUCGACAGCGACGACGAGUCGGAGCGGCGCGAUCGCCGCCGCUUGAGGGGCGGUGCUGGCCGGGCCUCAUAAGCGGGGCUGGGACUCAUAGACGGUGGCGGCCGCAGAGGUGCGGUCUUGCCUCGGGUCGUGCAGACGGCGGCAAUACAACAACCUCAGUCAACAGGUAGCUCUGGCGGUCGGAGAGUUUCGUGGGCAUCGCGAAACCCUCUGCCAACUGAGCCGUGUGGAUAUUGCUAGAAUGAAUGAGGCAAGAGCUUGGACCCAGGGCGAUUUGCUUUGUCAAGAUGGCUCGAGCGAUGCGUCGAAUUGGGCGCUGCCAAUAAUCCAACGCAGCCGGGACAAAUAAAUUGAAUCCUGGGGGCAGUGAUGGAGCUACAAUUAGGAAGCGGGUAGGAGGUGGGGGGGGGCACAACGUGAUUUUUUUUCGCAUUUGUUUUGCGGGGGACAACAAUGUCGCUUUUAUAGUUUUUCAUUUGCUUUCUGGGGGGGGUGUCCCCGCUACCGAGGUCCACAGUCAUGGAUAGAGUUUCUUCCGCCACGCUUCGAAAGCGCUCUACACUUUCUCACGCUGUUUGAGUUGUUACCCCUCUGCGACCGUCUAGAUUUUGUGAUAAUUUUUUCCGGUGGUCUCCCAUAUGGCAACACGUUAGCAUAUAGAAGAAGGUAAAUUUUGAAUUUCAGGCUCGACCAUCUCGAGAUUUCCCUGUUCUAAAAGAGACACGUGUGACACACUUCACCCAUGAAAUGCGGGAACGCAAGUGCAUCGAUUUGUUGAUUUGCCAGCACAUAAUAACCUUGGUGCUCGUUGGGUUAUGUUGACUAUUCGACCGGCAGGGUCCCCGAGAGUUAUUGGCUGUGAGUGUCGUCAAGUUACUCCGUGUGUUGAAGUGCGCUUGAUGGACCCUUGUUCAGUGGUUAGAUGCAGGCCGAGGCUAUAGAAAUCGUGCUUAUGCUUCUGCGAGAUCCAU
Ectocarpus sp. CCAP 1310/34 is the source of this 1721-nucleotide messenger RNA. The record is from the annotation of a GenBank genome assembly. Lineage: Eukaryota; Phaeophyceae; Ectocarpales; Ectocarpaceae.